AUGGGCCCCUCGUUGCACUCUAGGAUUAUCGUCUGCCUGGCCCUCACCUUGGCUCAGGUGAUCGCCGUGACCUGCCAAGAAGACACUAAGAAUGACAGCUGUACAGAAAAUGGAAAAGUCUACCGCAACUAUGAGACAUGGAGCCCAGAGCUGUGUCGGGUCUGUGUGUGCGACUCGGGGGCUGUAGUGUGUGAGGACGAGGUGUGUGAGGAACUGAGUGGCUGCCAGAUGGCGGUGACUCCAAAGGGCGAGUGUUGCCCCGUGUGCUCGACUCACACGACAGAACCUAAAGCAGAUACCUGCACAGAAAAUGGCACGACCUACUCCAACAAUCAGAUAUGGAGCCCAGAGCCGUGUCGAGUCUGUGUGUGUGACACGGGGACUGUGGUGUGUGAGGAGGUGGUGUGUGAAGAGCUAGGCGACUGUGAGACCACUGAGGUGCCUCAGGGCGAGUGCUGCCCUGUGUGCUCAGCAGCCACGCAACAGCCUCCGAACACGGACAAUAAAACUGAUUCCUGUACAGCGGAUGGCAAACUCUACUCCAACAAUCAGAUAUGGAACCCAGAGCCGUGUCGAGUCUGUUUGUGUGAAAUGGGGACGGUGGUUUGUGAGGACAUGGUGUGUGAGGAUAUAGGUGACUGCCAGACCACAGAGAUCCCAGAGGGCGAGUGCUGUCCCGUGUGCUCAGUCGCUCAAACUGACACCUGCACAGAAAAUGGAAAAGUCUAUGCCGACAACGACAUGUGGAGCCCGGAGCCGUGUCGGGUGUGUGUGUGCAAUAAGGGGACCGCCAUGUGUGAGGACGUGGUUUGCGAGGACCUCGGUGACUGCCAGAAAACGGUGACCCCAGAGGGCGAGUGUUGCCCUGUGUGCUUGACUGCAGCUUCAACACUUAUUCCCAGUACAGACCCCGCAACAGCUGCAGAUGAGAAGAAGGAGGAAAACUGCAAAGUCAAUGGGGAGGUCUACCAUCACAAUGACAUCUGGAAACCCGAACCUUGCCGCGUGUGCGUCUGUGACAACGGCGUCACUGUCUGUGAUGAGAUACAGUGCGAGGUCCUGUCAAACUGUGAGAAGGCUGUCACGCCCGCGGGAGAGUGCUGCCCUGUGUGCGACAACUUUGCAAGUGCCAGCAGGAUGAUAGAAAUUAUGGGCCUCAAGGUGGUGGGGAUUCCUGGAUCUUCAGGACCCACGGGUCCUCCGGGGGCUCAGGGAAGCCCUGGACCAAGAGGCUUUAAAGGCAGACGGGGUUUCCCAGGGCCUCCAGGAUUUGAUGGCGAGCCCGGUAUACCAGGAAAUCCAGGAGAACCGGGACCACCUGGGCAUCCCUCGCAUCCUGGGGGUAACCUAGUGACACAGAUGGCUUCGGGUUUUAGCGAGAAGUCGGGUCCAUCUGCGAUGCUAACAGGAUCCAGGGGUGAAGCAGGACCACGAGGACUUCUAGGACCGCCUGGACCACCAGGUCCUGCUGGUGGUCAAGGAAUUCCUGGAGAAGCUGGAGAUCCAGGACCGAUGGGGGAGCCGGGUCAUCGAGGACCUGAUGGACCACCAGGAAAACCUGGACUUGAUGGACAACCCGGACCUGCAGGAGCAACCGGAGAACCAGGAUACCCGGGAUCAGUGGGUGCAAGAGGAUUCCCAGGACUGCCAGGUAAUCCAGGACUGAGAGGACACAAAGGACACAGUGGACUUGUUGGACCAAGAGGCGAGUCUGGAGCAGCUGGAGCGAAGGGUGCUUCUGGUACUCCUGGUGCAAUGGGAGCUCCUGGUCCAGUGGGACCACCUGGGAUGCAGGGAGAAAGAGGCCGAGCCGGAACGACCGGCCCUGUGGGUAAACGUGGCACACCUGGCCAUGUUGGUAAACCAGGUCCUCUGGGGCCAAUAGGAAUCCCCGGUAUACCAGGAUUUCCUGGUAGCCCUGGAAUGAAGGGUGAAGCGGGACCGACAGGGGUCAGAGGAAGUCCGGGACAGCAGGGGCCAAGGGGCGACGUUGGGCGUGUCGGGCCACCUGGACCCAUAGGACAGCAGGGCGCGUCAGGACAGGAUGGAGCUCUGGGUCCCCGCGGCUCAGCGGGUAUAGCCGGUCUCCAGGGUCCACCUGGUAUGGUUGGUCCCCCUGGCCCCCCCGGCCCCCAGGGUUCAACAGGAGCUCUUGGAGCAAAAGGCCAACUGGGUGAUGUUGGAGCUCCUGGAUUCAAGGGAGAGGCUGGAGUGAAGGGAGAGCGAGGUGACCAUGGUGCACCAGGUCCCUUAGGCCCCAUGGGAGAAGAUGGAAAGCGUGGACCCCGAGGCGAUGCUGGAUCCAUCGGGCCUCCAGGACCCCCAGGAGAGACAGGACCACCAGGAAAUAGGGGUUUCCCUGGUGCUGACGGUUUACCAGGCCCAAAGGGAGCCCAGGGCGAGAGAGGGCUGCCAGGAUCUUCAGGCGCCAAAGGUUUAUCUGGAGAUCCAGGACGCAACGGAGAGUCGGGUUUGACAGGAGCUCGGGGUCUCACAGGUCUCAUAGGUGCCCAGGGAGCGGAGGGGAAGCAAGGACCGGUGGGAUCCGCUGGAGACGACGGCAAACAAGGCCCAGCCGGUUCAACUGGAAACAGAGGCCCAGCUGGGCCGAUGGGCCUGCCGGGACCAAAGGGCUUCCUAGGUGAUGCUGGGAAGGCUGGAGAAGCUGGAAGUCCAGGAGCUCCAGGUCAAAGGGGACCAAAUGGAAAAGAUGGAGAGAGAGGCGCCGCCGGUCCACCUGGCCCAGCUGGUCCUGCAGGGAAGAGAGGAGAGCAGGGAUCUCAGGGAGUGUUUGGCUUCCAGGGUUUGCCCGGAACACCAGGCCCACCUGGAGAGUCAGGAAAGCCAGGUGACAAGGGUCUUGCAGGAGAGAUUGGGGAAGUUGGCGCUACGGGACCAAGAGGAGAGAGAGGUUCUCCAGGAGAAAGAGGUGAAACUGGGCCCAAUGGGCUGCAGGGACCCAAAGGUAGUCCAGGUGCACCCGGACCAGAUGGGCAAAAGGGUAGCCCUGGACCCAAGGGUGCUGCUGGAGAGCCAGGAGGUCCAGGACUUCAGGGGAUCCCAGGAGAAAGAGGCAUAUCCGGACCUUCAGGCCCGAAGGGAGAUGCUGGCGCUACUGGAGAAAAAGGACCAGAAGGAAAGGCGGGGGCUGAUGGAGCGAGGGGGCUUCCUGGUCCCAUUGGACCUGCUGGUCCCAGUGGACCAAACGGAGUGAAGGGUGAAACCGGCCCAUCGGGACCAACAGGGCGCAGAGGAACAAGAGGAAUCGCUGGAUCUACUGGUGAGCCUGGUCCGACUGGUGCUGCUGGCUUCCCUGGACCUCCUGGUCCUGAUGGUCAGCCUGGGGUCAAAGGUGAAACAGGUGAGCCAGGUCUGAAGGGAGAAGCAGGAUCACCUGGACCUCAGGGCGUGGCUGGAAAACCAGGAGAACAGGGACCUGUUGGUGUGACCGGGCUGAAAGGUGGCAGAGGAACAAAGGGUCCAACGGGCUCCCCUGGUUUUCCUGGAUUGCCUGGAGGAGUUGGUCCACCUGGUCCUCUUGGUGCAGUUGGAGCAGACGGGCCUAUAGGUGCUCCAGGAAAGCAGGGUCCUUCCGGGAUUCGAGGAGAGAAUGGAGGUCAGGGACGUCAAGGCGAGCAAGGACCUCCAGGGCCACCCGGCGGAUCUGGAGAAAAAGGAGAAUCUGGAGAGGACGGUCCUCCUGGUCCUGAUGGGCCUCCAGGACCUGCUGGCGCCGCAGGGCAGCGAGGAAUUGUCGGCCAGCCCGGAGUCAGAGGAGAGAGAGGCUUGCUGGGACUGCCAGGUCCUGCUGGUCCACCGGGAAAAGCAGGAGCACCUGGACCUCAGGGAAGCACUGGUCCUCCUGGGGGUAUCGGUUUACCAGGAGCCACUGGGCCACGAGGAGAUCCUGGACCUGAGGGUAUUGCUGGAGCUGAGGGGCCUCCUGGUAAGGACGGCCUAGUCGGAGAAAGGGGUGACAGGGGCAAUCCUGGCCCAGAGGGUCUGGCUGGUGGUCCAGGGUCUCCAGGUACUGAGGGUCCAGUGGGAAUAACAGGCAGUCCAGGUCAAAUGGGUGAAAACGGUGAAAGAGGCCCUCCUGGACCCCAAGGACAGCCAGGAAUACGGGGAAAAGUUGGCCCUCAAGGACCACAGGGGGACAAAGGAGCUGCUGGAGAGCCUGGGGAGAGGGGUCAGAAAGGUCACAGAGGAUUCACCGGGCUCCAAGGCCUGCCAGGAACAGAAGGUGCCACAGGAGACGCAGGAGCUAUAGGAGUCGUUGGACCAAGCGGUCCGAGGGGGCCUCCUGGAGUGGUCGGUCCUCCAGGUAAGGAAGGAAACAUUGGCCACCCUGGAGCUAUGGGUCCUCCUGGAAGCAGAGGGAGCAGUGGAGACGUUGGCGCACAGGGCCCACCUGGUGAACCAGGCCCCCCCGGCCCUCCAGGAUCCCCAGGACCUCCCACCUCGCUUUCCGAAGACCUUUUUGCUGGCCUGGUCGAUUACGAAGCACAAGGAAUUCCUGAAGCUGUGGAAUUCAUUGAGGACACUGUGGCCGCCGAACCUCCUCUCCUUCCCGAAUUCAACAAAGAUGAAGCCCUUCCCAACAAGAACUCGGCCACACUGCGGGCAGACACUGGCAUCCACGCCACGCUGAAGAGCCUCAGUGGAAAUCUGCAGAACUUCCGCAGUCCUGACGGCAGCAAGAUGAACCCUGCAAAAACCUGCCAGGACAUCAAGAACUGCUACCCACAGAAAAGCAGCGGUCAGUACUGGAUUGAUCCAAACCAAGGAAGCGUAAAAGAUGCUAUCAGGGUCUUCUGCAAUAUGGAGACUGGUGAAACCUGCAUCUCUGCCAACCCACCCAACAUUCCCCGCAAAGCCUGGUGGACGAAAUCAAGGCCCAAUGACAACAAACCCAUCUGGUUCGAGGCUGACAUGAACGGUGGCACCAGGUUCCGCUACGGCAACAAGGAGGAACAACCAAACGCGGUGGCCGUGCAGCUGAAGUUGCUACAGCUUUUGUCCAAAGAGUCGCACCAGAACGUCACCUACCACUGCAGGAACAGCGUUGCUUACAACGACGAGAACAGUGGGGAUCUGAAGAAAGCACUGGUCCUCAGAGCCUUCAAUGGUCAAGAACUGAGAGCCCAAGGCUCCAACCGGCUACGAUAUACCGUCAUUGAGGACGGCUGCUCGAAAUCAAAUGGCGCAUGGGGUCGGACGGUGAUUGAGUACAGGACUCAAACUUCCACCAGGCUGCCUAUCAUGGACUUGGCCCCCAUGGACAUCGGACAAGCUGAUCAGGAGUUUGGUCUGGACAUCGGCCCUGUGUGCUUCUCAUAAAACAAGAAUCCCCAACACAGGGUUGACUGAAACUGAGUAACAUCAUCAUCAGGAAUUAUAGGGAACAGGACAGGGAAGGGGGGACUUCUUUUUCUGGGAGAAAGACGAAGGCCAGAUGUUUCACAGAAGUUGCUGAAGCACAGCGAACGAGAGCUUCACAACCGCUAGGAUAUAAUUUAUUCACCUCGUCGAUAAAUUCACCGAACUCUAGACAAGUUCUCUGCAGUUUAGAUGGAAUGUAACCUUGCAUGAACUGUGGAAAAGUCUUUGCAGACGAGUUAACAUAAGAAGUGAAGGUUUACAGUGAAUAAAAGCAUUCAAACCUUUUCAUUUUUAUGGCUUUUUUUUUCAGUACAUGCACAUCCAAAGGCCAGGAUAGAGAGACAGAGAGAGAGUUAACAGUAGUUAUUAAUUUUCAUUGAAAAGUAUGUUUGAACUAAAUUAUUAAGUUUUGUGCAGAAACUCAUUUAGCGGAAACCAUUUGUAUCUCCUUUUUAA
Pelmatolapia mariae (spotted tilapia) is the source of this 5838-nucleotide messenger RNA. RefSeq names its product collagen alpha-2(V) chain-like. Gene Ontology annotation, biological process: extracellular matrix organization. Bases 1 to 5340 code for a protein of 1779 amino acids. The record is from RefSeq and is a predicted model, not a curated record. NCBI's taxonomy places the organism in Eukaryota, Metazoa, Chordata, Actinopteri, Cichliformes, Cichlidae. Gene Ontology annotation, molecular function: protein binding; extracellular matrix structural constituent conferring tensile strength. The transcript has 56 exons. Gene Ontology annotation, cellular component: collagen type V trimer.